Molecule: messenger RNA, 375 nt
Organism: Dovyalis caffra
Lineage: Eukaryota; Viridiplantae; Streptophyta; Magnoliopsida; Malpighiales; Salicaceae
Source: the annotation of a GenBank genome assembly
AUGAGCAGCGUGUGGUCGAAUAACGUCACCAUUAAAUCUCCAUCGCUCAAAUCAUUUCCUAGGGGGAAGUUGCCUACCUCUCCCAUCACAUCCUUUCCAAAAGGCAGGUUUCCCUACUUAACCUCUCCCAUCGAAGAAUGCCUUCCCUACUUAACCUCUUCCCAUCUCACUCGCUUGAUAAUAUACAGCUGUCAUGAGUUGGUGUCAUUCCCAGAUCAAGAAUUGCCCAAUCUUACCGCUUUACAAAUAUUUCGUUGUAAGAAAUUGAGGUCUCUACCCGAUCAUAUGGACAGCCUUCGACAGUUAUCGAUCUGCAAUUGCCACCGUCUGGUGUCCUUUCCAGAGACUGAUCAAUUUACACAAUAUCAAGAGUAA